AUGUCUUCAAAUUCGUCUUCAAAUCCAACAUUUACAAAUCGACUUCGACGUGAAUGUCUCGAUCUUCAACAAAAUCCAGUACCAUUUACUUGUGCUGGUCCAACAGCUGAUAGUCUUAAACAAUGGCUUGUUGUUUUCGAAGGUGCUCCUGGUUCUCUUUAUGAAGAUGGCACUUUUUUUGCUUUACUUACGUUUGAUGAUGAUUAUCCAUUUACACCACCUACACUUGAAUUUAAAACACGAAUUUAUCAUUGUAAUAUCUAUCAAAGUACAGGAUUAGUUAAACAUGAUAUAUUCGAUAAAAAUUGGUCACCAACUGUAACUAUUCGACAAAUUAUUCAGAAAGUAGCAAAUUUACUUGUUCAAUGUGAACCUGAUCAUUGUGCAAUGAAAGAGCUCGGUUUACAAUAUAAACAUGAGCGUAGUGAUUAUGAACGAAUGGCUCGUUUAUGGACAAUAAAUUUUGCUCGAUAA
This is a messenger RNA of Rotaria sp. Silwood2, 474 nucleotides long. The record is from the annotation of a GenBank genome assembly. Lineage: Eukaryota; Metazoa; Rotifera; Eurotatoria; Philodinida; Philodinidae.